Cyprinus carpio (common carp) is the source of this 1914-nucleotide messenger RNA. Its product is annotated as pyridoxal kinase-like. Gene Ontology annotation, biological process: pyridoxal 5'-phosphate salvage. Gene Ontology annotation, cellular component: cytosol. The record is from RefSeq and is a predicted model, not a curated record. Gene Ontology annotation, molecular function: pyridoxal kinase activity. The coding region runs from base 1 to 1266 and encodes 421 amino acids. Lineage: Eukaryota; Metazoa; Chordata; Actinopteri; Cypriniformes; Cyprinidae. The transcript is spliced from 11 exons.
AUGCCUAGACGCACAGUGAAGUCUGUUAUUAAGAAGUGGAAGGUAUUUGGCACAACAAAGACCCUCUCUGGAUCAGGACGUCUCUCCAAACUGGAUGAAAGAGUCAGGAGAAAACUGAUCAGAGAGGUGACCAAGAGGCCUACAGCAACUCUACAGCCCCUACAACUCUAUAUGUGUGUAAAUGUGGCUUGUAUGGGAGGGUUGCAAGAAAAAGUCACUCCUCAAGAAGCCACCUGCAGGGUCAGACUGAGCUUUUCCAAAACCACAUCCUUGAAGAUCGUGACACAGCAAUUACUUUGGCCUCAACACCGGAACGAUCUGUCUGGCACAAAGACAUCCACUAAAGCCUCACCAUCAAAUAACCGCAUUCCCCAGGUAAAGCAUGAAGAAUUGGAUUUGUGCGCCUGCUUUGAAGGUUUUGAGAAGGUGAAGCUGUUGUACUACUUGAAUGAAGUCUUUCUAUUGCUAGGAUAUGAGCACUGGAAAGGGCAAGUGCUGACUGCAGAUGAAUUGCACGUCCUGUACGAGGGGAUCAAGCUUAACAACGUGAACCAAUAUGACUAUGUGCUCACAGGUACUCUUAUGUCAGGAUCCUUUUUGGAUAUGGUGGUGGACAUUGUACAGGAGCUGAAGAGGGCAAACCCGAACCUGGUGUAUGUGUGUGAUCCGGUGCUGGGUGAUAAUGGGGGCUAUGGUGAGCAUAUCUAUGUUCCUGAGAACCUGCUGCCCAUCUACAGGUGCAAAGUAGUUCCAGCUGCUGACAUAAUCACUCCCAAUCAGUUUGAGGCUGAGCUUCUCACUGGUAGAAACAUAAGUUCAGAAAAAGAUGCAGUUGAAGUUAUGAACCUAUUGCAUUCGAUGGGUCCAGACACAGUGGUCAUCACCAGCUCUGAUCUGCCCUCUCCUCUGGGGGAUCAGUAUCUGGUUGCUCUGGGGAGCCAGAAAAGAGUGAAUGCAGAUGGUACCAUGGUGACUCAACAGAUCCGUAUGGACAUCCCCAGGGUGGAUGCUGUGUUUGUGGGAACAGGUGACCUGUUUGCUGCGAUGCUGCUGGCAUGGACACAUCUCCACCCAAAUAAUCUGAAGAUGGCCUGUGAAAAGACGGUUUCAGUCCUUUGCCAUGUCAUUAAGAGGACCAUUACUUAUGCAAAAGAGGUGGCCGGUCCGAAUCGAAGGCCCAGUCCUGCUCAGCUUGAGUUGAGGAUGGUCCAGAGUAAGGCAGACAUUGAGGAUCCUGCCAUAGUUGUGAAUGCAGUAGUGCUUUAAUCUUAGACUCUGUACUAGACAGUAUGAAUGUCAUUCAUUUAACAGCAAGAGUUUACAAUCACAAUACUUUGGAUGGUGCAUGGGUUUUUUUUUUAUGCUUUAGCGUUAUAAAUUCUUUUAUAACAACACCAAUGUUCUUAGAAUUGAAAAUGGGACUUCUGUAACUUCAUAGUGCAUUACUGCAGAUACUGCAUCCAGAAACUAACAUGGUACCUAAUGUUACUAUUAUCACAUUCUAGCCCUUAUGUGCAUAGGACUAUCUAGCCAUUAUUAGUAUUUUAUUAUGAUUUAUGCAUGUGUAUAUCUGGAUUAAGUAUUUAUGAUGAUUUAUUAACAUUAGGAAAACAUCAUAUUCUGGAUUAAGUAUUUAUGAUGAUUUAUUAUCAGUUAUAUGUAACAUAGUAUUCGAUCCGUUAGUCUUAUUUCAUCAGAACAACUGUACAUUCCCAGUCAGGCCAAGUGUCAGACAAAUGUCUAUUAAAUAAUAAAAAGCAAUUGUCUAUACUAAGAAUGUGCCUUGAAAAUGCUGCUGUAGUUUUAUAUCAUAUACUAAAAAAGUAUUUAUCUUUGUAAUAAUUAGCAAUAAUGGCCAUGGCAACUGAUAUAUUUUGACUAUUCAUUAUAAUAAAAUCCUUCAAUUUUUAUUCA